Osmerus eperlanus (European smelt) is the source of this 1432-nucleotide messenger RNA. RefSeq names its product zinc finger and BTB domain-containing protein 26-like. Lineage: Eukaryota; Metazoa; Chordata; Actinopteri; Osmeriformes; Osmeridae. Gene Ontology annotation, cellular component: nucleoplasm. The transcript has 4 exons. Gene Ontology annotation, molecular function: DNA-binding transcription repressor activity, RNA polymerase II-specific; protein binding; RNA polymerase II cis-regulatory region sequence-specific DNA binding. The record is from RefSeq and is a predicted model, not a curated record. Bases 177 to 1430 code for a protein of 417 amino acids. Gene Ontology annotation, biological process: regulation of transcription by RNA polymerase II.
GUUGUUUCUGUUGUGUGAAUGAGAACUGUCAACGGUAGAAGGACUCACCUCGAUGUUUCCAGAUGCCGAAAUAUUACCAACUGAACAGCCAAAAUCAGAGUAGAAAAUACCAGUGACCCAUACGAGAAGGAGGAAGACUGUAAGACGAUAGUCAUCUCGUUGGCAGAACCAUCGCCAUGACGACGGUCUCCGACGUCCUCCGGUUGUGUUUCCACAGCCACGGGGACUCUGUCCUCCAGAAGAUGAACGUUCUCAGAGAUGAGCAUAGAUUCUGCGAUGUCACGCUUAUCCUGCAAGGGGCGCCAAAGCUUCGUUUCCCGGGCCACCGUGUGGUGCUAGCAGCCUCGUCCUCCUUUCUCAGAGACCAGUUCCUGCUGCGUUUGCAAGACGGGGAGGAGGAGUUGGAGCUGGGGGCAGAGGUGGUGCCCAACUCUGAGGUGGGUCGUCGGCUGCUGUUGUCCUGCUACACGGGGGUCCUGGAGGUUCCUCUGAGGGAGCUGGUGGGCUACCUAACGGCCGCUAGCGCCCUGCAGAUGAGCCAGGUGGUGGAGAGAUGUGCCCAAGCCGUGUCCCAGUACCUCAACCCCACCCUGGCCAACCUGAAGCAGGAGGUCAGCUCUGAGACCGCCACCCCCCAGCCGGACAGCGUUAGGCCCAUGGAUGAAAGCCUGGGGCUGGGCUAUGGAAAAGGGGAGGCCGGGGGGCCUGGAGGGUUCCAGCAAUGCCUAUCGGAAGACACAGAGUACUCCCUUCAGCAGGUCCACACCAACAACCCUGCACCUUACCCUAUAGGAGCCAACCGACGUAAGCAGCGCCCGCCCACACCAUGUAGGUUGAAAGACUAUAGGACGCUGUCCCCGCCAGAAAGUCCGACGCACACCUCAGGAUUGGCUGACAGCUCCCAGGGGGAGGAUCAGGAAGAGGGGCCCGGAGAGGAAGAGUACAUGCUGGCAGGUCACAUGCAAGGGGGUGGAGCCUCCCCUGACGAGUCGUAUCUCAACCUGGGUGCAGGGCUGAUGGGGGCGGACCUGGGGACUGGGCCCAUGCUGGGCCACCUAUCAGAGAGGGCAUAUCUGUGCCGCAGAUGUGACCAGGUGUUCCAGCACCUGGACAGCUACGUGCGUCACUUGAGGGAGCACCGCCAGUACUUGUGCCUGCUCUGUGGGCGGAGCUUCUCCCAGAAGAGCAACCUGACGCGACAUGUGCGUGUGCACACGGGCGUCAAACCCUUCCAGUGUCCGCUCUGCCACAAGACCUUCUCCCAGAAGGCUACGCUGCAGGACCACCUGAACCUGCACACGGGGGACAAACCUCACAAGUGUAACUACUGUGCUGUCCACUUCGCCCACAAACCGGGCCUCCGGCGCCAUCUGAAGGACAUCCAUGGGAAGAGCAGCCUGCAGAACAUCUUUGAGGAGCUGGUGGACUGAGG